This is a messenger RNA of Erythranthe guttata (spotted monkey flower), 1377 nucleotides long. RefSeq names its product senescence-specific cysteine protease SAG39. Gene Ontology annotation, biological process: proteolysis. The record is from RefSeq and is a predicted model, not a curated record. Lineage: Eukaryota; Viridiplantae; Streptophyta; Magnoliopsida; Lamiales; Phrymaceae. Gene Ontology annotation, molecular function: cysteine-type peptidase activity.
AAUGGAGCAGCCUCUACGUAACUUUUUGAUUUUGUUGUCAUCUUUAACUUGCCGUGUUUUCCAGGGAGAAGAAUUAACCGAAUCAUGAGUUGUGUAACUAUAAAUACCUCAUGUCUUAUACAAGGAUUCACAGCAAUAAUACUUUCUCAUCAUAAAUAUUCCAAUACAUUUUAAUUACCAUAUCCAGCUAGAAAAAGGAAAAUGGCCUCGAUCACACCGAAUUGGAGGUUUAUUUUAGCUGUCGUGUUAGUAUUGCAAAUGUGGGCUUCUCAAGCCACUGCCCGCACACUGCCCAACGCAUCAAUGGUUGAAAGACACGAGCAAUGGAUGGUUCAAUAUGGCCGUACUUACAAAAAUGAUGCAGAGAAAGCCAAGAGAUACAAUAUUUUCAAGGACAAUGUGGAGUACAUUCAGUCCGUAAAUGAAGCUGAAACUCGGACUUACAAACUUGCUAUCAACAAAUUUGCUGAUUUAACAAAUGAAGAAUUUCAAGCAUCUCGAAAUGGAUACAAAAUGAGAUCUCUAUCAAAAUCAUCAUCUAAAGUUUCAUCAUUUAGGUACGCUAAUGUCAGUGCAGUUCCACCGAGCAUUGACUGGACAAAGAAGGGAGCUGUAACUCCUGUUAAGGAUCAGGGGCAAUGUGGAUGUUGCUGGGCAUUUUCAGCUGUUGCAGCCACAGAAGGAAUAAACCAACUCACAACGGGGAAUCUGGUUUCGUUAUCCGAACAAGAACUUGUGGAUUGUGACACAAGCGAAGAUCAGGGUUGCAACGGUGGUCUAAUGGACAAUGCAUUCGAGUUCAUUAUAAGUAAUAACGGACUCACAACUGAAUCCAAUUACCCGUACGAAGGAGUAGAUGGAACAUGCAACUCUAAGAAGGAAUCUUCUCAUGCGGCAAGGAUUACAGGGUAUGAGGAUGUUCCUUCAAAUAGUGAGUCAGCACUGCUCAAGGCUGUGGCUAACCAACCAAUAUCUGUUGCAAUUGAUGCUAGUGGAUCUGAUUUUCAGUUCUACUCUGGUGGAGUAUUUACUGGACAAUGUGGAACUGAACUUGACCAUGGUGUGACUGCGGUUGGUUAUGGAGUGACUAGUGAUGGAACGAAGUAUUGGUUGGUUAAGAACUCGUGGGGAACUAGUUGGGGUGAAAAUGGAUAUAUUAGAAUGCAAAGGGAUAUCGAUGCUGCUGAAGGUCUCUGUGGCAUUGCCAUGCAAGCUUCCUAUCCUACUGCCUAAAAUGUGUAAAAACUUAAGAUGGUCAUAUACAAGUAUCCCAAGAAGUAGUGUUUCAUGUCCAUAUUAUGUGAAUAUAUGUGUAAACUAAUUUGCUGUAAGAAUUUUAUGUAAAGCUUGAAAUCAAACGAACUUCCAAUUUCACCA